UGCGAGAAUUCGUUGACUCAGACACUCAAUCCAGUGAGACAAGAACUUGUACUUAACUGUGUGUAUAAUUCAUUUCAAAUGGUGUUGUGUUUGUCCAACCAGUAAGUUGAACUUUUACUUUCUCAUUUUUAACUUGAGUUACACGGACGUUGCCUUCGUCGUUGCAGUAUUGUCGGACAAUCGAUAUUUCGUCACAAAAUAAAAAAAUAAAACUUAUCAUCAUUAGAACAAUGGAUCUUAAUCAAAAAACUAUCUUUAUCCUUACUGGAGCAUCUAAGGGUAUUGGCAAAACUUUAGCUAUCGAAUGUUGUCGUCUAUUUAAGCCAGAAAGUUUGGCAAUUUUAUUUGCCCGUUCAGCUUCAGGUCUGGAAGAGACCCGGAAUGAGAUAAUUGCUGUAAAUAGUGACAUCACAGUCAAAGUGUUUCCAUUAGACUUGGGUGAGAUUUCAUCUGAAGAAUAUCACGAUACAUUAACUAAUGCCUUGGAUGGAGUUGGAGUUAAUGAUUUUGAAAGAGCAUUUAUUGUUCAUAAUGUGGGUUCGGUUGGAGAUGUAACGAAAUCGGCAAAGGAACUUGGUGACAUUGAAAAUUGGAAAAAGUAUUUCCAUUUGAAUGUUUUCGGAGUUUGCGCAUUGAAUACUGAAUUUAUGAGGCGAUUCGAAGAUAUUCCAAAGUUAGUGGUGAAUAUAACUUCAAAAGUUGGCAUUGAACCUUUUCCAAGUAUGGCAGAAUAUGGAGCUGGUAAGGCAGCUCGAGAAAUGUACUUUAGAGUUUUGGCUCUGGAAGAGAAAGACACAACUGUGUUAAAUUAUUCACCAGGUCCAGUUGAUACUGACAUGACAAUAAUCGUACAAGAGGAAUCUAUGAGUGAAGAAUUGAGAGAAGGAUUCCGAAGUUCGAGGGAACAAAAAACAAUAUUAACCACUCAACUAACUACUGCUAAAUGUUUGGCAGUUUUAAAGGAGUUCAAGUUCAAAUCUGGGGACCAUGUUGAUUAUUAUGAUUAAAUUGUUAAUUAUUAUUUAAAUUAAUUACUUUUAUUAGGUUAUAAAAAAAAGUCUCAAAAAUAUUUUUAAUUUUAUUCCCAUGGUGCUGUUAGAUUUAAGUUAUAUUUUUUUUUGUUUGAUUAUUUUUGAAAUAAAUACGUUCCUUUAUUUUGUUU
Molecule: messenger RNA, 1162 nt
Organism: Episyrphus balteatus (marmalade hoverfly)
Lineage: Eukaryota; Metazoa; Arthropoda; Insecta; Diptera; Syrphidae
Gene: Sptr
Product: sepiapterin reductase
Exons: 1
Coding region: 231-1007 (258 amino acids)
Biological process (GO): tetrahydrobiopterin biosynthetic process
Molecular function (GO): sepiapterin reductase (NADP+) activity
Source: RefSeq, a predicted model, not a curated record